Messenger RNA from Pyrus x bretschneideri (Chinese white pear), 1762 nucleotides. RefSeq names its product DNA repair protein recA homolog 3, mitochondrial-like. Gene Ontology annotation, molecular function: ATP-dependent DNA damage sensor activity; ATP hydrolysis activity; single-stranded DNA binding. The record is from RefSeq and is a predicted model, not a curated record. Gene Ontology annotation, biological process: DNA repair. NCBI's taxonomy places the organism in Eukaryota, Viridiplantae, Streptophyta, Magnoliopsida, Rosales, Rosaceae.
GCUUCUCACUGCGAUACUCCAGCAUUUCAAAAAGGAGGGAAAUAAACCCCAAAACCCUAAAACCCAGACUCUCUCUCUCCCUCUUCCUCUGCCAGUGCCUUCAUAUGCAUGGCUUCGGGAAAUUAAUUUUCCGUCACCUUUUACCUCGCUCAUCUCUUCACGAAUUUGAUUCCGGAGAGAAGCUUGGAGGUUGUCACCUAUGGCGAGGCUUCUCCGAAACGGUUUUUCUAUGAAACGUUUCCUAUUCCCGCCACAGGUGAAUCAGAGAGGAAUAUUAGGGACAUCUACUCAGUUUUGCAAUUUUUCUUCUAAAGGUAGAAAGAAAUCUAAGUCGGAUGGAAGUGACUCCUGUGAUGAGAAUUUGUCGAAGAAGGAGUUAGCCCUGAAGCAAGCUCUUGAUCAAAUCACAUCCUCAUUUGGAAAGGGAUCUAUAAUGUGGCUUGGUCGGUCUGUCUCUCCUAGACAAGUCCCAGUGGUAUCUACGGGUUCUUUUUCUUUGGACAUAGCACUGGGAAUUGGUGGAUUUCCGAAGGGACGUGUUGUGGAGAUAUACGGUCCUGAGGCUUCUGGGAAAACUACUCUGGCUCUUCAUGUAAUAGCCGAAUCACAGAAGCAUGGAGGGACAUGUGUUUUUGUUGACGCUGAGCAUGCUCUUGAUCCUACGCUGGCUCAGUCUAUUGGGGUAAACACUGAGAAUCUGCUUCUAUCACAACCUGAUUGUGGUGAGCAAGCUCUCAGUCUUGUAGACACUCUAAUCCGGAGUGGUUCAGUUGAUGUUGUUGUUAUUGACAGUGUGGCCGCACUUGUGCCUAAAGGUGAACUUGAUGGCGAGAUGGGUGAUGCUCAUAUGGCAAUGCAGGCUAGACUAAUGAGCCAGGCACUUCGCAAAUUGAGUCACUCUUUAUCUCUAUCACAGACAAUAUUAAUCUUUACAAAUCAGGUGAGGGCAAAGCUUUCUACUUUUGGAGGAUUUGGUGGGCCAACUGAAGUUACUUGUGGCGGCAAUGCUUUGAAGUUUUAUGCUUCAGUGCGCCUUAAUAUGAGGAGAAUAGGACUUGUAAAGAAGGGUGAAGAGACUUUAGGAAGUCAAGUUCAAGUGAAGAUAGUGAAGAACAAACUUGCCCCUCCAUUUAGAACUGUUCAGAUAGAGCUUGAGUUUGGUAAGGGUAUAUGUCGGGAAUCAGAGAUCAUUGAUUUGGGAUUGAAAAACAAAUUCAUCACGAAGGCUGGUGCAAUGUAUGACUUAAACGGUCAAAGUUUCCGUGGCAAGGAUGCUUUAAAAAGGUUUUUGUCCGAGAGUAGUACUGCUCUGGAGGAACUUACAGCAAAGCUCACGGAGAAGCUAGUUGAUGAUGUGGCAGCCAGGGAAGCAGAAACAGAACUCAUGGGUGAAGGUCCUGCAGAGGAAAUUGUUUCACCUGAUUCUACUGACGAAGAUGCAGUUACUGCAGUAGGAGCGUAAGUGUUCGGAUGGCCUCAAACUGUGGAGAUAAGUUUUUACCUGUUUUACCUGGCAGGGUUCGAUGCUAUGGGGGAGCGGCUACUGCAUUCUCCCAAGCAGCUAGUAGAAUCACCUGCUCUCCUUGGAAUGACAUGGAUGUGGUGAAAUUUUGUGGGUUCAAAAGAGGGGAAUUUGGGAAGGAUGCAGCUUGUCAUUACUUGUUCAGCUACAGUUUGUAUGUCAGUGAGGUCAGUGUUAUAUAUCAUUUGAUUUACCAAACGGAAUGUUAUAUAUUGUUUAGUGAAUUCUAUUUCGAGCUCU